Aspergillus candidus is the source of this 1369-nucleotide messenger RNA. RefSeq names its product glutamine synthetase/guanido kinase. The record is from RefSeq and is a predicted model, not a curated record. The coding region runs from base 47 to 1369 and encodes 440 amino acids. The transcript has a single exon. Gene Ontology annotation, molecular function: glutamine synthetase activity. NCBI's taxonomy places the organism in Eukaryota, Fungi, Ascomycota, Eurotiomycetes, Eurotiales, Aspergillaceae.
CUUCAAGCCACCCUUGACUAUACCCGAGAGAAAAAACAAAAGAAACAUGGGGGACUAUGGCAUUACCAUUCCAGAGUCAGCAAAGCUACUGCAAAAAUUUCUCGACCAGCGAUCAUGGAUCGAGUACGUACAGUUCCGAUGGGUUGACUUCUCGGGGGUCUUGAGGAUCCGGGUGGUCACCAAAGAGUAUGCCGUCGAAAUGGCGACGCAGGGCGCGUUCCUGAAAUCCUCGCCCAUGGCUUUUCAAUGCAUCGUGGACAACACCCUUGUUCCUGGCGUGGAUCUCACCACGUCCAACGUGUACCAGCCAGAUUGGAAGUCCAUCUGCGCGACGAGUGGACCGCAGGGCCAUGCAGCGGCACAUGCAGCGGUGAUGUGUGAUGUCUCCGAGACGUCUCUUGGCAUGCAAGCGCUUGGGCGAAAGUGCCCCAGACAGGGACUAGCCAAUGUUCUUCGAGCUGGCGCAGACAGCUUGGGCCUGGCCUUCCUGGUGGGCUUCGAGGUCGAGCUGAUCAUCCUGCAACGCUCACCUGUCAGUGGCAAAUUCAUGCCGUACAGCUCGGGCUUCGGACGCUAUUCGUCUCAUGGAUUGCGACAUCCGGCCUUUCGGUUGGUGGAGAAAUGCGUGGAGGAGCUGCGUGCGUCUGGGGUCUGCAUCCAAGGCUUUCACACCGAGGGCUUCCGUGGCCAGUAUGAGAUGUCCCUGGGUCCGUUACCGCCGAUUGAAGCCGCCGACCAGCUGGUUUUUGUCAACGACAAGAUCAAAAGCAUCGUAUCUGAACACGGCUAUUACGCAACUAUGUCCCCGAAGCCCGUGGCUGACUGGCAUGCCAAUGGACAGCACACGCAUGUGUCCGUGUCACCCAGCGCUUGCGAGGGACAUUUCUUGGCCGGGGUGCUGCGGUGCCUGCGGGGCAUCUGCGCCUUCACCAUGCCGUACGAGGCCUCCUACCAGCGGGUUAAGCCCACAGAGGGGGGCAUGGGCGUCUCAUGGGGAUCGGAGAACAGAGCGGUGCCCGUCCGCCGAGUCGCGGCUGGCCAUUGGGAAAUCCGCUGUGUCGAUGCUACGACCAAUGUCUACCUGACCUUAGCCGUCAUUCUGGGUGCUGGGAUUGUGGGUGUCCAGAGAAAAGAGGCCUUGCGCUGGCCUGAUGCGUCCACCGUCUCCCUCUGCGCAGAGACCCCUGAGCCCCUCCCGAAUUCGCUUGCAGAUGCACUUGAUUCGGUCAACGAAGACUUCGGCGCAAUCACGGCGAUGGCCGGGGAUGAUGUGAUCUCCCGGUAUCUGCAGCAUAAGCGACAUGAAAUGGCGGUGCUGAAGGCCAUGAAACCAGAAGAUGUGCGGGGACUGCUGAUCGAAACCUUCUGA